Messenger RNA from Aphidius gifuensis, 1349 nucleotides. RefSeq lists its product as uncharacterized. The record is from RefSeq and is a predicted model, not a curated record. Lineage: Eukaryota; Metazoa; Arthropoda; Insecta; Hymenoptera; Braconidae. The transcript has 3 exons. Bases 123 to 947 code for a protein of 274 amino acids.
CUCACUGUUCUAACGUUAAAUGACAAAAGUAUAUUUAUUAAAGACAAUUAUUACUAGUAUUGUGACAAAACGAGAGAUCGAAAAAAAAAAAAAAAAACAAUAGAAUUCUUAAUAUUUUAAAGAUGGGCCAUCAAGUAUUUUGCUCUUGUUUUUUGAUUUUGAUACUGGUCACAUCAAUUAAUGGACAAACUGAUGAUUGGUUAUCAACUGUAAAUGCAUUUUUAAAAAUUUGUGUGCAAAGAUCAAAUAAUAGUAAUAAUUCAUUUUUAAAUGUUCUCAAACAAUGUGUACAAAACAGAGCUUUAACAGUUAUUGAUAAGGUUAUUUCAAAAAAUAGUAUACCGGUUAUUGAUGGUGUUAGUUUUUUACGUUUCGCGGACGCAGAUGUUGGGGACACUGACAAUUCAUCUGAUAUGAAUGAAUCAAUUGGAAGAGACAGAGGUAAAACAUGGAGAGAAUCAAUUUUUGAUCGUUUUUCAAGAAUAUUUAAAACACAUGUCAUAAAAAUUAAUAUUGAACAAUUAACAAAUUUGAACAAUACAACUGAUGAUUUAACAAGGGAAAAUUAUGAUGGUCUUGUUGAAGGAAGGAGGCGUCAUAAUAGAAGAAAAAAUCAGAUGAUGCCAAUGUUGAUGAUGGGAAUACUUGUUAUGGGUUCAGUAUUGAUACCAAUGGGUUUUCAAUUUCUUGCUGUUCUCGGUGGUAAAGCACUUAUAUUAGCUAAGCUUGCACUGAUGCUUUCAAGUAUUCAAGGUUUGAAAAAAGUUGCAACAAGUGGAGUCAAUUAUGGACUUUAUCAUGGUGGUCCUCCAGGUCCUGACGGUUGGCACGAUAGAAGCCAUCAUGAAUUACCAUUACCACCAUCUCCACCACCACCAUCAUCAUCAUCUUUUAAUUUUGAUAUACCAUUUCAACCUUAUCAAUCUCAGGCUUAUUCAAAUUUCUAAUUAUUGUUUAUUUAUACUUAAUAGGUUGACUGAGUCUUCGAGAUUGUGUUACGUAUUUAUUCAAUGACUGUGUAAAAUAAAUGUAGCUAACUCAUGGUGCUAUCCCCCACGGAAAUAUUUUAUAAAAUUUUUAUAAAAUUUGGGCAAACUUGUUAAGAAGUUUUUAUAAAAUCUUUAUAAAAAUUUUCGAAUUUUUAUCACAUCCCCCCCUUCUCCCCGUGAAUUGAUUUUUUUGAAAAAUUAUCUCAAAUCUUAAUGAAAUAAAAAAUAAAAUAUCAUAAGAAUUCUGGCUUCGGGGUAAAAAAAUUGCUUCACAACCAGAGAGACUCGGGUUCAAAUCCCGACGAAAGAUUUAUUUUUUAUUUCAUCAAAAUUUGAGUUAAUUUUUCAAAAAAAUCAAUU